AUGGCAUCAUAUGAAUGUAUCUAUGGAAUCCCACAGAGCUUACUCGUUUUGCUUCAAAGAACCAUUGAUCUGAUUGAUAGGGUCGAUGCGGCGAGGAAGAAUCAUAGCAUCACAUCGAUGCCAAAAGAUUUGGACAGAACGUGCGAUGAUAUUGAAAGAGAUAUCUUCGACUGGCCACUCGACUUGGAACUCACUCGGUAUCGAGAUGCCGACAUUGACACGAGCUUUGAGAUCAUCUAUCACCAAACACAUUCAUUUCAUAACGCUCUCAUUAUUUACUUCUCCCAGAAUGUCAGACUACUCAGCCAUAGGUAUCUCCGCCAGUAUGUGACGGAGGUUCUCCAUGACAUUGAAACAAUCGAGGACAUCAAGGCCGAGAGCAAGCUACUUGCUGCACCCCUCUUCUGGCCGGCUUUCAUGGCGGCAACGGAAGCUCAUGAUCAGCGUCUCCAAGACCGCUUCCGCCAAUGGUAUACUAAAGUUUCGGUUUACGGCAUCAAGGCGGUGAGAACAGGAACUCAAGUUGUGUAUGAAGCGUGGAAACGGGGGCCCUCGUCUGAUGGUCGUGUGACGAGCCAAUGGCGUACCGUAGUGGAGGAAACAGGGAUGACUUUGAUGCUGACAUGA
Molecule: messenger RNA, 627 nt
Organism: Colletotrichum abscissum
Lineage: Eukaryota; Fungi; Ascomycota; Sordariomycetes; Glomerellales; Glomerellaceae
Exons: 1
Coding region: 1-627 (208 amino acids)
Source: RefSeq, a predicted model, not a curated record